Messenger RNA from Macroventuria anomochaeta, 729 nucleotides. RefSeq lists its product as uncharacterized. The transcript has 2 exons. The record is from RefSeq and is a predicted model, not a curated record. Lineage: Eukaryota; Fungi; Ascomycota; Dothideomycetes; Pleosporales; Didymellaceae. The coding region runs from base 1 to 729 and encodes 242 amino acids.
AUGUCUGACGAUUGGUUCUCUCACAAGCUCUAUCCAUACGGAGACGGCAACACCGAAGAUAGAUGCCACCCUGAAGAAGCACAAGCACUAAAAGACUACUUGCACCACCGAAAAGCCUCAAUUGAGGCCGCCCGAGCCACCACUCAUCCUAUCAGCGUUGCAGUUAACCCCAAAGACGAUUUUCACCGCCUUUGGGGCCCUCUCAUAGAUGCCUUUAUGGAGCUUCCAAGAGAGCACACAGAGCCACUCAUAGCACUUUUACAAGCCACCAAAGACCUGCCAGAUCCCGAGGUCAUAGCCAAGAACAGCGGCCGGCACGAUGACAGCUUUUGGGAAGAAUCACAGGGGUUUGGUAAUUUGUGGUCGGAUGUUGUUGCGGUAUCGGUCGAUAUGUAUCCAACUUACCUCUGGAGGAGUAUUGUUGAGCCGACUAAGGGCGAAAGGCGCGAUAUACUGAGGGUGGAUCACGCGAGGAGAGCGGAGGUUGAGGCGAGACUAGUCACCGUAGGUCUCGCUGGUAUUAGAAUUGACUGGGGGUAUGAAGCUGUUGUUGAUGCUCUGGAGAGUAGUAAUGCGACACUCGACUUUGAGAUUCCAGUCAUGGCAGAGUGGCUUGUGAUCUGUGGCAAGCAGCUCUGGGGUGGCGCGAGGAUGAACAAGAAGAGCUGGGGGCUGAAGGCCAGGGAUCGCGAUCCCUUGAAGGAUUUGUGGAGGAAAAAUGAUGAUUAG